Messenger RNA from Schizosaccharomyces osmophilus, 753 nucleotides. It is a transcript of the gene hem4, whose product is annotated as uroporphyrinogen-III synthase Ups. NCBI's taxonomy places the organism in Eukaryota, Fungi, Ascomycota, Schizosaccharomycetes, Schizosaccharomycetales, Schizosaccharomycetaceae. Gene Ontology annotation, molecular function: uroporphyrinogen-III synthase activity. Gene Ontology annotation, biological process: uroporphyrinogen III biosynthetic process. The record is from RefSeq and is a predicted model, not a curated record. The transcript has a single exon. The coding region runs from base 1 to 753 and encodes 250 amino acids.
AUGAAGUCGAUAUUGUUGCUAAAGACUGAGUCCAAACCGGUCGAUCCGUAUAUUGAUGCAUUUCGACAGUACCAACGAAAUGCAUUUUUUUUGGCAGUUUUACAGCAUCAACCCAUAAACGAAAACAUUUUACAAAUCAAGCUUUCUCAGUUGUUGUCCAAUUAUUGCGGAUUGAUUGUGACCAGUCAGCGAGUUAGUGAAACCCUUAGUGCUGCGUUGAAACAGUUGGAUAAAUCCACUCAAAAAACCAUUUUGAACUCGAUUCCGGUCUUUACGGUGGGUCCGGCAACAGAUGACAGUAUUCGAAGACUAGGAUUCCAACAAACGUUUGGCAGGGAUUGCGGGCGCGGUGAAACCUUGGCUGAUCUCAUCCAAGGUUGGUACCAAAAGACUCGUCCAUCAAAGCCUUUGCUCUUUUUAUUAGGUGAAAAGCAUCGCGAUAUUAUUCCUAAAAAAUUAGGGCGAGACCGCAUUGAAGAGUUGGUAGUUUAUGUAACUCAAGAGUUCGAGCAAAGUCAAAGCCAGGUUUCAGCUAUCAUUAAAAAACACCCAGAAAUCGACUGGAUCGUUGUCUUUAGCCCUACACAACUUUGCUCAAAAUUAGCUUCUUUUUCAAGGAAAUUAGCAACCAUAGGCCCUACUACAGGAAAUCAUCUUCAAAAGCUUGGCAUCGAGCCAAACCUUGUUUCUUCGGCUCCUAAUCCAGUCAGUUUAGCGUCAGGAAUAUAUGAAUAUGAUCAAAAACAUGAAUGA